Molecule: messenger RNA, 1343 nt
Organism: Quercus lobata
Lineage: Eukaryota; Viridiplantae; Streptophyta; Magnoliopsida; Fagales; Fagaceae
Product: 2-alkenal reductase (NADP(+)-dependent)-like
Exons: 5
Coding region: 66-1115 (349 amino acids)
Molecular function (GO): 2-alkenal reductase [NAD(P)H] activity
Source: RefSeq, a predicted model, not a curated record
ACAAAAAGUUUUAUAUUAAAUUCUUGAAGAGGAUAUAUAGAGAGAGAGAGAGACAGAGAGUAGCAAUGGUGAGAGUUGGAGAUGAAGUGAGCAACAAACAAGUGAUAUUCAGAGAUUAUGUCAUUGGUUCUCCUAAAGAAUCAGACAUGUACCUGACCACUGGAACCAUUAAGUUAAAGGUUCCUGAAAAUUCAAAUGCAGUUUUGGUGAAGAACCUAUAUUUGUCCUGCGAUCCUGUCAUGCAUUUCUUUAUGAGGAAAACUACAGGUCUCUCUAGAUCUGGAUAUAUUUUCUACACCCCUGGCUCUCCAGUUCUCGGGUAUGGUGUGGCGAAAGUAUUGGAUUCUGGGCAUCCAAAAUUAAAGGCAGGGGACUUGGUUUGGGGGAUCACCGGAUGGGAAGAGUACACUCUAAUCACUAAAACUGAAACACUCAUUAAAAUCCAACAUACUGAUGUACCUCUUUCUUAUUAUACUGGAAUUCUCGGUAUGCCUGGUAUGACUGCAUAUGCUGGUUUCUAUGAGGUUGGGGCCCCUAAGAAAGGAGAAUAUGUCUAUGUUUCAGCAGCAUCUGGUGCAGUUGGUCAGCUUAUUGGCCAAUUUGCAAAGUUGGGGGGUUGUUAUGUUGUUGGAAGUGCUGGAAGUAAAGAAAAGGUUGAUCUAUUGAAGAAUAGGCUUGGGUUUGAUGAAGCUUUCAAUUACAAAGAAGAGCAUGACUUGAACGCAGCUUUGAAAAGGUAUUUCCCUGAAGGCAUUGAUGUUUACUUUGAACAUGUUGGGGGCAAAAUGCUUGAAGCUGUGCUCCUCAACAUGAGACACCAUGGUCGCAUUGCUAUGUGCGGAAUGAUCUCACAAUACAAUCUUGAUGAGCCUGAAGGUAUCAAAAAUUUGAUACAGAUCUUAUACAAGUCGAUCCAAAUAAAAGGAUAUACACAUCGCAAUUAUUAUCACCUAUAUCCCAAGUUCUUAGACCUUGUGCUGCCUUACAUUAGAGAAAAGAAGUUGGUGUAUGUGGAAGACAUAGUUGAAGGCCUUGAGAGUGGUCCAGCUGCCCUUGUUGGACUUUUUAGUGGUCGCAACUUUGGAAAACAAGUGGUUGUUGUUGCUCGUGAAUGAUUCAAUCAUACAUUGUAUGAAUGUAGCAUGAGCAUUGUGUCUAAUUACCAUCCUAGUCUAAGUUGUGGAAGGCUUCUAGGUUUGAGGAUCAAGAUCAGGUUAGUUUGUUGGGUUAUGGCUAGUGCCUAUGGAGAAUAAUGAUGUCCUAUAUGUAUAUAUAGGGUGAAAAUAAAGAGAAAUUGUCCAAUACUUAAUAAAUGCUAUCAUAUGUGAGUGCAUGUAUUUUUU